UGUCGUGCUCGUGCAGAUGAUAUCAAAAUAAAUUAUUCAUCUUUUUUUUUUUGAGAUAUUCAAUUAUUUGUGCAACUCAAGUCAGCUCCUACUCUGAGUUGCUUCUCUCACCUCUCACUCUCCGCCGUCACUCUCUCUGUCUUUCACUCCUUCACCGCUACUGUAAAGAGCAAUGGCUUCCAAUGGUGUGGAUGGAAAUGUGCAGAGAAAGAAGUUGAACAAAGUAGUGUUGGCCUACAGUGGAGGUUUGGAUACCUCUGUAAUUGUUCCUUGGCUUAGGGAGAACUAUGGCUGUGAGGUUGUUUGCUUCACUGCAGAUGUUGGCCAGGGGGUCCAAGAAUUGGAAGGUUUGGAACAAAAGGCCAAGGCUAGUGGAGCGUGUCAACUAGUGGUGAAGGAUCUGAAGGAAGAAUUCGUCAAAGAUUUUAUAUUUCCAUGCUUGCGAGCUGGUGCUAUCUAUGAGAGGAAGUACUUGCUUGGGACUUCAAUGGCUCGUCCAGUUAUUGCAAAGGCAAUGGUUGAUGUUGCCAAAGAGGUAGGAGCUGAUGCUGUUGCUCAUGGAUGUACAGGGAAAGGAAAUGAUCAGGUCCGCUUUGAGCUCACUUUCUUUGCUCUGAAUCCCGAGCUGAGUGUCGUUGUUCCUUGGAGGGAAUGGGAAAUAACUGGAAGAGAAGAUGCAAUCGAAUAUGCUAAAAAGCAUAACGUGCCUGUUCCGGUGACUAAGAAAUCAAUCUACAGCAGAGAUAGGAAUCUCUGGCAUCUCAGUCAUGAGGGAGACAUUUUGGAGGACCCGGCAAAUGAGCCGAAGGAGGACAUGUACAUGAUGUCUGUUGACCCAAUAGAGGCACCCGAUCAACCAGAAUAUGUGAAAAUUGGUAUAGUUGAGGGUCUCCCAGUGUCUGUAAAUGGAAAGGAACUCUCUCCUGCUUCUCUACUCACAUUGCUUAAUGAGAUUGGUGGGAAGCAUGGGAUUGGCCGUGUGGAUAUGGUUGAGAAUCGCCUCGUUGGGAUGAAGAGCCGUGGUGUAUAUGAAACUCCAGGCGGGACUAUCCUCUUCACUGCAGCACAAGAACUCGAGUCUCUAACACUUGACCGUGAAACCAUCCAAACUAAGGACUUCCUCGCGUUGAAGUAUGCUGAGUUAGUAUAUGCUGGGCGGUGGUUUGAUCCGCUCCGUGACUCCAUAGAUGCCUUCAUGAAGGAAGUCACGAAGACCACCACCGGAUCCGUGACUCUCAAACUCUACAAAGGAUCCGUUGCAGUAACAGGCAGAGAAAGUCCCAACAGUCUCUACAGACAAGACAUCUCUUCAUUCGAGAGUGGGAGCAUCUACAAUCAAGCAGAUGCUGCUGGUUUUAUCCGCCUCUACGGACUGCCUAUGCGCGUCCGUGCUAUGCUCGAGAAAGGUCUCUGAGAUGUAGGUACACCUACCUAUGGCUAUGUAUACACAUCUCUCUCCAUUUAACUUACUUUCCAAUUAACAGCAUGCUAGUUAAACACAACUGUUGGAUUGGUAUUUCAAGUUUGUUUUGAGUUUUUGUUUA
Salvia miltiorrhiza (redroot sage) is the source of this 1544-nucleotide messenger RNA. Its product is annotated as argininosuccinate synthase, chloroplastic. Gene Ontology annotation, molecular function: argininosuccinate synthase activity; ATP binding. The transcript has 8 exons. Gene Ontology annotation, biological process: urea cycle; L-arginine biosynthetic process. Gene Ontology annotation, cellular component: cytoplasm. The record is from RefSeq and is a predicted model, not a curated record. Lineage: Eukaryota; Viridiplantae; Streptophyta; Magnoliopsida; Lamiales; Lamiaceae. The coding region runs from base 173 to 1414 and encodes 413 amino acids.